AUGGCUUUGAAGACACUCGGGGCCAAGGCCGCGGCAGCCUUGGAUAAGGAUUUGAUGAGCACCGGCGCGUUUUCACUCGACCAGUUAAUGGAGCUCGCUGGCCUCUCUGUCUCCCAGGCAGUCUACCGUGUCCACCCCCUCAGUAAGGGUUUGAACAUUCUUGUGGCUUGCGGACCCGGUAAUAACGGUGGUGAUGGUCUCGUCGCUGCCCGUCACCUUCGUCACUACGGAUACAAACCCAGCAUAUAUUAUCCAAAGCGGAGCAAGAACGAGCUCUACCAACGACUGGCGCAGCAGUUGGUGGACUUGAACAUUCCGUUCGUUGACGACUUUCCAACGGCCCUGAAGUCGACGGACCACAUCGUGGACGCGAUUUUCGGAUUCAGCUUCUCUGGCGAGGUCCGGGAACCCUUCCCGGCGGUGAUCAAGGCGCUCGAGGAGACGAAAUUGCCUGUAACAUCGGUUGACGCUCCAUCAUCGUGGAAUAUCGAGGAUGGCCCGCCAUCGUCUGGCCUCGGCAGCUCUUUCCACCCUACAGUUCUCGUCAGCUUGACGGCACCAAAGCCUCUAGUGAAACAUUUCAAAGGACGACACUUCGUCGGUGGAAGAUUUAUUUCGCCAGGUAUUGCUGAAAAAUACAACCUGGACCUUCCGCAGUACGAAGGCAUCGACCAGGUGGUGGAAGUGGACAACAAGGGUCAGAAGCUGUAA
This is a messenger RNA of Colletotrichum truncatum, 711 nucleotides long. Its product is annotated as ai-bp family protein. Lineage: Eukaryota; Fungi; Ascomycota; Sordariomycetes; Glomerellales; Glomerellaceae. Gene Ontology annotation, cellular component: mitochondrion. The record is from RefSeq and is a predicted model, not a curated record. Gene Ontology annotation, molecular function: NAD(P)HX epimerase activity.